AUGUUUACAAUACUGACGGUGUCUCACAUCACCGCUGAUACCAAGCAUCCGUUGGUGAUGCUCACUAGUAGAGAAGGGUAUAAAUAUCUCUUUGGAAAAGUUCCAGAAGGCACCCAAAGGGUUUUGAACGAAAACAAGUUCAAACUCGCCAAGUUGAAGUCACUCUUCUUGACAGGAACUUUGUCGUCCUGGUCGGAUAUCGGUGGACUUCCCGGUCUCUUUUUGACGUUGAGCGAUUCUUCCAAGAAGGGUAUCGAUGUCUUCACCAAUUCCAAGCUGCUCUUGUCGUAUGUCGUCAGCACAUGGAGAUGCUUUGUCUUUCGUAAAGGUGCAGAAUUGAAGCUCUUUGACACUAAUGAAGAGAAUAUCAUCGGGGACAACAAUCUCGUCAUCAGACCUAUAAAAAUAGCCAGUAACGUAGAGAACAUAAAUCAAGAUUCAGCUGUCGCAAAACGCUUAGCUGUACAAAUGAAGAAGCUUGUGUCUCUAAUGUUCCCUAAGGAUACCAGUAAAGUCAACGAUAGAGAUCCCAACUCUUACAAGUCAGACCCUACAGAAACAGAUAUCCACACGCAUGUCAGGAUUCCAGAACCACAAGCUCUUCUCCCAACAGCACAACAACUGGCUGUAAGCUACUUAGUCAGGUUCUUGCCUAUUCGGGGAAAGUUUGAUCCGGUAAAAGCUAAAAGUUUAGGCUUACAGCCAGGUGCAAACUAUAGAAAAUUGAGUCAGGGUGUAGCUGUAGAAAAUGAUCAAGGAGUUCUUAUUCAACCACAACAAGUAGUUGCCGACCCCAAAACGUUUCCCAAGCUUCUUAUUUUGGAUAUCCCCAACAAGUCGUACUUGGAUAAUUCUCUUGGUAGCGACAAGUGGUUUGAAAAGAAUGAUGAUUUAGGUGAAGAAGAGGUAGGUAUCGUCUAUCACUUUUUGGGAGAUGAUGUGGAUUUUGAAACUCCUGCUUACCAAGAUUUCAUAGCCAAGUUUCCUCGUGAUUCAAAACAUAUAAUCAGCCAUCCAAAGUUGGCGAACAACACGUUGGUAUUCAAGAGAUCGGCUAUAGAUGUUUUGACUCUCAAAUGUAUCAUGAAGGACAACUUCAACUUGCCCCACAUAGAACCUUAUGAAUCGUUACCUGAAGGCUCGGUCUUCAAGUUGCAUCAGUUACAGCAAUUUCAUGUACAAUCUCUGGGUGUAGAAGUUGACACUUCGUUGAUUCAAAGCGAUAGUUGGGAAAGCAUAUAUAACGAGAAUAUUGCUGGGUUGAACUUACCAGAUGUUAACCUCGGUGAUAUUGUUGAUUCUGAGCCAAGUACGUUGGAUGCCCUUUCAGGCUCUCUCAAAGAUCAGGUUCAUAUAGUCACUUUGGGAACUGGUUCAGCCUUGCCCUCGUUGCAUCGUAAUGUCAUUUCAACUUUAGUUAGAAUCCCGUACCAUUCUUCUCAAGGAGAUAUCAGAUUCAACUCUAUUUUGUUGGAUGGUGGUGAAAACACUUUGGGUACUUUUCUGAGAAACUUUGGCCACAAUAUGGGUGAACAAGCUAGAAAGGUAAUGAAAGAGUUGUCGUUGAUUUAUUUGAGCCAUUUGCAUGCCGAUCACCAUUUAGGAAUUGUGUCUGUUAUCAACGAAUGGUUCUUAGUUAACAAUGAAGACCACAGAAAGCUUUACUUGAUUGUUCCAUGGCAGUACGAAACGUUUAUCUCUGAGUGGUAUAAGCUUGAAGGUCAGUUGAAUGAUCUGGUAAAUUUGGACAGAAUUGAAUUCUUGAGUUGUGAAGACUUUUUACCAGACAGACUACCCAAGUACCAUAAGAUCGAUAUCGAUGACUUUGAGUAUCUCUAUGAUAAUAACGAUCUCAAUCGUAUUGUUGCCAAGUCUCCUUUGGAACCAUUGAACAGAUCGGCUAUAAGCCGGCUCUUCGCUGAUCUCAGGAUCAAAGAAAUUGCUACAGUCAGAGCUCUUCAUUGUGCCUGGGCGUAUUCGGUCAGUAUUACGUUUGAUCUAGAAGAUAAUGAGUCGUUCAAGGUUUCGUAUUCUGGAGACACUCGUCCCAACCCCAAAUUUGUCGAUAUCGGUCGCGAUAGUGAUCUUUUGAUUCACGAGUCUUCCUUGGACAAUGAGCUUAUUGAGGAAGCCAUUGCUAAGAAACACUCGACGAUGAUCGAAGCAAUCAAUGUGGCGCGCUACAUGAACUGUUCGAAACUCAUCUUGACCCACUUCAGUACAAGAUACUCGAACAAGACUAAUACGGUUCGAAACUCGGAAGCGUUGAUAGCCUUGUCGCAGAGUUUAAACAACUACUUGACCAAGUACAGAGUGUCGCCCAACAUUUUCGCCUUAGAGGGCCAAGCGUAUCCCAUCAAGUCGUACGACGAGUUGGACAUCUGCUACGGCUACGACUUUAUGAACUAUAGGUUCAAGGAUCUUCAUCUCCAGAAGCAGAAAAUGGAUUUGAUCUACGAUACGUUUGAAGCGGAAGAAGACGACGACAAGAAGGAGAGAGAAACGCUGAAACAAAGAGAAAAACAGGAGGUGAGAAGGAUGCAGCGCUUACAGUCCAAAAACAGUGUCCACAAGAAGAGAAAAGUCAGUGGCAGCGAAGAUGAAGAGGACCAGUAGAUAUAUAUAGUAAUCCAAAUUAAUAGAGUCUUGUACAUAAACGUGGCUAAU
Scheffersomyces stipitis CBS 6054 is the source of this 2667-nucleotide messenger RNA. RefSeq names its product tRNase Z. Gene Ontology annotation, cellular component: mitochondrion. The record is from RefSeq and is a predicted model, not a curated record. Gene Ontology annotation, molecular function: 3'-tRNA processing endoribonuclease activity. The transcript has a single exon. The coding region runs from base 1 to 2616 and encodes 871 amino acids. Gene Ontology annotation, biological process: mitochondrial tRNA 3'-end processing. Lineage: Eukaryota; Fungi; Ascomycota; Pichiomycetes; Serinales; Debaryomycetaceae.